Molecule: messenger RNA, 1665 nt
Organism: Mesocestoides corti
Lineage: Eukaryota; Metazoa; Platyhelminthes; Cestoda; Cyclophyllidea; Mesocestoididae
Source: the annotation of a GenBank genome assembly
AUGAAUCCAACAGCCACUUCAUCCCAUAGCGGUGAACUGAAGAGCACCAACUACUCCCUCUCUGUGGAUGUCCAAUCUCUCGUUCCAACAACCACCUCCGCCUCCGAGCCUAUGCCCAUGGGUCAGCUUAAACCCUCAUCCUACGUUAGCAGUAGUGGCGGCUCUCGGUAUCAAGAUACCACCAUAUCUUCCUUUACUCCCUUGGUCACCGUCGACACAAGCGGCACAACAGACUUUCCUGACUACUUUUCUCCUUCCGUCGCUUCACCCUUCAACGCACCCUCUGGCUUCAGUUCCCACCACACUGUUCAGCCGACUUACGCCUCGAUGAUGACAGAAACUGACCUGUAUGGCGGCAGGCAGCCACCACAGCAACAUCUUCCAUACGCUAACUCAGGCACGGCACCAUCUCUGCAGCGUUUCAUAGGCGGUCUGACGAGCAAGCUCCCAGAUUUACAGUGCGCGGGUGGGAGUUGCACAAGCAUGGACGUGACUUACUCGGCACCACACAUGGUCGGCCUGGCGUCCUCACCGCACACGAGUCUCAUCUCGCCUGCCUACUCGCCCAGCUCGGUUACCACUCAAGGCAGUGGCAGUGCCGGCAAACGAACCGCCUUAGAGACAGAGAAUAAACCGGGAGCUUUCAAAUCGAGAUCGAAGAAGGAGAGCCACAAUCGCAUCGAACGGAGGCGACGCGAUUACAUCAACUCCCAAAUCACCCGUCUGAGUGGACUAUUACCAGUCGACAUGUACCGAGACGUCCCGGGUGGUCUAAAGCUGGCGAUUGCGACCGCGCAGGCCGCCAAACCUGUGGACGGCCGAAGAAAUAAGGGAACUGUUCUCCGAUUGUCAGUUAAUUACAUCCUUGAACUCCGACAAGCCGUUGCACAUACAGCCAGCCUACGACAGGAAACUGCCAUCGCCCGCCAGCUCAUUCCCCUCCUCCUCAGUCACAUCCAGACACUUGAGAGUAUCAUAAAAGAAGUCCAGAUGCUCCCUGGUAAGCGACUUGGCAACGACGCCUGUGGGUCGACGACCAUGCUUGACGAAACUCCUCGUGCUCCAGAAACCGCCUACGAGGGUGUUCUGGAGGCCUGGCGCACGGCUAUGACGACUAACUUGGCCAGAGCAGCUGCUAUGGCGGCUAUGGUAAACAAUGGCGCCGAUGCCUCUCGUGAAAACAAGGUAGAAGCAAAGGACCUACCUCUGAUGGACAAUGUGCAGGCUGCUUUUGUUGGAAGGCCUUCCACCACAGUUGGCGCUGCCGGAAGCCCAUAUUUGCCGAAUGCAAUAUUUAUGGGUGGUGGUGUAUGCAAACUGGAGGAGGGAGAAGGGGGUUGUUACGAAGGUGACUUGGCUGGGGAACAUAUUACUGGCAGCACCACUACGGACACCAGCUGUGGUCCUCAUCCACCACCACCCAGCGCAGAGCGCACGACCGACGGCUUCUUUGACUCGAACAACGCCCCAAAAUUCGACAUCACAAUCAUGCAGUUAGCAGCUGGUGGCGGCAGUAAUGAUUGUGGGGAUCCGAUGCAAGUGAGCCUCCCUCGCAUAUAUUUGCCAUUGACGUUCAUGUUUAUCUGGUCAUGGCAUUCUGCAUGUCUUAGCUCCUUUACCGGUUCUUGGACGGCACAUUCAAGGAUUGUUUCAUGGAGGAGUUGA